Messenger RNA from Dinoponera quadriceps, 3087 nucleotides. RefSeq names its product GTP-binding protein 1 (gene GTPBP1). Bases 681 to 2573 code for a protein of 630 amino acids. Gene Ontology annotation, molecular function: GTPase activity; GTP binding; translation elongation factor activity. The record is from RefSeq and is a predicted model, not a curated record. Gene Ontology annotation, biological process: translational elongation. The transcript has 11 exons. Lineage: Eukaryota; Metazoa; Arthropoda; Insecta; Hymenoptera; Formicidae.
UUUGCACACUAACAUUCUCGGAAGUGACAGAUCGUGUGAAUUCACACGUUCGCGGCCGUUUCUGCAAUAUGUUAUGUCAGAUUUAUACCGUUCGCAUACCAUCGCUAUGGAGAAAAUUCACUUUCAAUCGUGUGUGUGCGCGUAAAAUGCGGUAAAAUGUCCGCCAGAUAAAUUUCUACGUUGCGGGAAAAAGAAAAGAUCAACACGUAUAUUUUUUUUCUCGAACUUUUAGAUUGCGUUUUGUUAUGGAACUUUCGAUUUCCUAUUUACAUGUAUUUUCCCCGAGUACGAUAAUACGUUGACAUUUGACUGAAGUUACACAAUCUCCUUCGCUUGGCAGAGUCGCGAUGUAUCAUGACGAAUGUGUGUUUGGCUGUGACAUGUGAGAGCGCAAGGUGAUAAUAUAUCUAUUACCAAAAUGACAUUUGGAAUGUGCUUCUGAGUAAUAGUUACUCAUAAUUACAAACAAAAUUUCAAGUAUUCCUAAUUAUGUACGCACAAGUACUAAAUGGAUACUUCAAGAAACUAUUAAUAGAAAGAGAUCUGGACUUGAAUAGUAGGAGAUGUCUAAUGGAUAACUUUACACAAGAGGGAUAAAUAAUCAAAUGAUCUAUUGUAAAAAAUAACGUCUAGAAAACUGUCAAAUUUUUGGAGCAACUUUUGCAUCACCUGUGGAUACAAUGUCGAGUACUGGAUCUGUUGCAUCACAAACCAUUGCUCAUCUACCAGAGAAAGAGCAUGGACCUGUUCCUGUAGACUAUUCUAGCAUCAGAGGCAAGAAUGUCUUGGUUAGUCCAUCUGAGGAUCAGUAUGAACUGUUAUUGAGAAAGCUAAAGGAAAGGAUUCAAGAUGGAGGCAGUGAGACGAUUUUUGAUAUCGGUAUUGCUGAAGAUGGAUCUGAAGACGGAUUAAAGGAGGAUGAGUAUGAUGCAUCAGUUGCCACUUUACAGUCUCUUGCUGCGACAUUGGAAGCUGAUUGCGUACUUCUACGUCAAAGUAAAGUAGACCAUGGGUUGACAGGGCAAUAUCUAGUAAGAAGGCGUCUGGAUCGACAAGAUUUCUUGGAGAUCAGGGUUGCCGUUGUUGGUAAUGUGGAUGCUGGUAAAUCUACAUUAUUAGGAGUGCUGACCCAUGGUGAGCUUGACAAUGGAAGAGGUUUAGCACGUCAGAAGUUAUUUCGUCACAAACACGAAGCUGAAACUGGACGGACUAGUUCUGUUGGCAAUGACAUACUUGGAUUCGACAGCGUCGGUAACGUAGUUAAUAAACCAGAACAUGGGUCGCUGGAUUGGGUGAAAAUAUGUGAGAAAUCUUCCAAAGUAAUUACGUUUAUCGAUCUUGCCGGUCAUGAAAGAUAUCUGAAGACAACUGUUUUCGGAAUGACAGGACAUGCUCCAGAUUUUGGUAUGCUAAUGAUUGGGGCAAAUGCUGGUAUUGUGGGAAUGACCAAGGAACAUUUGGGUCUUGCCUUAGCAUUGUCUGUACCAGUAUUCGUUGUUGUGACGAAAAUCGAUAUGUGUCCACCGAAUGUCCUGCAGGAGAACUUAAAGUUGUUAAUAAGGAUCUUGAAAUCGCCUGGUUGCAGGAAAGUUCCUGUUACGGUAAAGACACCUGACGACGUAGUAGUCAGUGCUACUAAUUUUGUCUCAGAACGACUGUGCCCAAUUUUUCAAGUAUCUAACGUAUCUGGCGAAAAUCUAAAUCUUCUCAAGAUGUUUCUCAACUUACUAACGGCAAGGAUCACUAGUCACGACGAUGAGCCUGCUGAAUUUCAAAUCGACGACACAUAUUCCGUACCGGGUGUUGGUACAGUGGUGUCCGGUACAACUUUAAAAGGUAUCAUAAAGUUGAACGAUACCCUGCUGUUAGGACCCGAUCCGCUAGGUCGUUUCACGCCGAUAGCCGUGAAGAGCAUCCAUCGAAAGAGAAUGCCCGUCCGUGAAGUGAGAGGCGGACAAACUGCCAGUUUUGCCCUGAAGAAGAUCAAACGAUCGCACAUUCGCAAAGGUAUGGUGAUGGUCGCGCCUAUACUCAAUCCGCAGGCCUGUUGGGAGUUUGAGGGUGAAAUUUUAGUGCUACAUCAUCCCACCACGAUCAGUUCACGUUAUCAGGCGAUGGUACAUUGCGGCAGCAUAAGGCAAACUGCUUCUAUAUUAUCCAUGUCUCAGGACUGUUUAAGAACGGGCGACAAAGCUUUAGUACAUUUUAGAUUUAUCAAACAUCCAGAGUAUAUAAAACCUGGACAGAGAAUGGUGUUCAGGGAGGGCCGUACUAAAGCGGUAGGAAAUGUAUUGAAACUUAUACCGCACUCGAGCGGUACGACUAUACAGACAUCGAGGAUUAAUAAGCCGAAUAAGACAUCGCAAGGACGGCAGAAUACGUCAAACGUGCAGGCAACAGAGAUAACAGAAGCUGACUCGAUGAUCGAAACACAAACAGCUAAGCAAGAAAACGUACCACAAAAAUUCGGGUUGAAUCAGAAAAAAGGUAGAGGCCGAAGAGGAGGGAGAUCGCAUAAUAACGUGAAUAACAUUCAGCCUCUGGCGGAGCAAAAUCCUCCUGCAAAAGUGUAAUCUGACUGGCGCAAUGGUGUACAAAGUAACAUACGUUAUUAAUUCUCCAUUAAUUCUCUAGUACAUACCAGUUUAUCAUAUAAUGAUGAAAGGUGAUCGUCUAUGACAAAAUUACUGUAAUAUUCAACACUAUUAUUUUUUCGCUAAAAUAAAAACAUUAUAGAGGAUAUUCGGGCACGUAUUAUGUGCUGUAAAUUUAUUAGAGUACAAACGACUUCUCGAUUAUUAAUCGCGCGUUAAGAAGAUAUUCUUUUAAUAAUAUAACAAAAUAUUCGUAUAUAAAUUGUAUUAUUUUUAUAAAAGGCACAUGUGUAUCUUAAAUUCGUACUACAUAUAGGUAAAAUCAGUUAGAGAAUGUACAUGUAUGUCUCCACUUCGGUUGCGUGAAUCUGCGACCGGAUAUGCAAUAUGUAUAAUCGGGUACAUACAAAUUUUCUAUCUAGUAUUUUGUAAAGAAAGUUCGUGAUAUACGAUUCACCGAGGCUUUCAUGCAAUAAAGCAAUUAUAUUAAUUA